AUGCCGACGGGCAGCCCGCUCAAGGACAUCAUCAGGGUGCUCGUCGCCGCUGUCAGGAAGCGCAACGUGAGGAUGGAAAGGGACGAUGGCGCGGUGGUGCUGCUCAAGGAAGACGACGCCAACAACGACGGCGAGCGGCAGCUGCUGUCACGCACCAAGGGUCUGCGGUGCCUUGACAAGGCUGGCGCGAUCGUCGUCAAGGACGGAGACACGGAGCAGGAGGGCGAAUGGUCUCUGUGCACUGUGAGCGAGGUGGAGGGCAUGAAGAUCCUGGUGCGGAUGCUGCCCAUCUGGGUGACGUGCGUGCUGUACGCGGCGCCGCUGGGGCAGAUGACCACUACCUUCAUCCAGCAGGGGAUGGCCAUGGACACGCGGGUGGGCGGGCGGUUCAAGGUGCCCGUGGUGUCGCUGGUGUCUGUCGAGGUGGUGUUCAUGCUCCUAUGGGUGGUGUUGCAUGACGCCGCCAUCAUUCCGGCGGCGCGGCGGCUUACGGGGCGCCCCGGCGGGCUGACGCAGCUGCAGCGCAUGGGCGUGGGGCGGUUCCUGGUGGUGCUGGCCCUGGGACGGCCGCGCUCGUCGAGAGGCUUCGGCUCCGCGCCAUCCACGGAGGGAGCGGGCCGAUGA
This is a messenger RNA of Miscanthus lutarioriparius, 624 nucleotides long. The record is from the annotation of a GenBank genome assembly. Lineage: Eukaryota; Viridiplantae; Streptophyta; Magnoliopsida; Poales; Poaceae.